UAAUGAAUAACAAAAAUGAUCAAGUUUUCAAAGAGCCUCCUCCAUAUUACUUGUAAAUUAAUGUAUAAAGAUUAUUUAUAGUUUUGGCAUUCCUCUUCAUAAUAAGAGAGUGGCAUAACAAUUUUGCUUUAUUUUCAUCCUAGUCUUAAUUAUACCUUUUUCAAUGUUUUUUGGAUUAAGAGAAUCCUUAGGAGAAGUAAGUGCUGGUAUCUCAGCUGUUGUGUCUAUAUAAUUUGUUAUAGCCUAUUAUGUUAUUAUGAUCAUAAGAGACCCAGAGAACUUUCCAAAUGCUGAUAAAGCAAGAAAGCAAAUUGAAUAAAGAAAAUAAUAAACUAAACAAAAUUAAGUAGAAACAGAACCAAUCAAAUAAAGUGGUUAAAAGAAAGAUAAUUAAUCACAAAAAAAUAAAUUGAAAUAAAAUUGAC
This is a messenger RNA of Paramecium pentaurelia, 425 nucleotides long. The record is from the annotation of a GenBank genome assembly. Lineage: Eukaryota; Ciliophora; Oligohymenophorea; Peniculida; Parameciidae.